Molecule: messenger RNA, 762 nt
Organism: Vicia faba (fava bean)
Lineage: Eukaryota; Viridiplantae; Streptophyta; Magnoliopsida; Fabales; Fabaceae
Source: the annotation of a GenBank genome assembly
AUGUCGAUUAGUUCAGCCACUCGCUGUUGCAUGUCACCUCUGCAUCGCACUUCACCUUGCCGCUCCAUUUUUGUUACACCAAAUUGUAAGCCCUUUCUCCCUAGCCACGCUCCGAGCCUAAGCCUCGUUUUGGUUCGGUCCCAGUCCUCCGGUUCGGAAGGGUUUACUUCGCCCAAGAUACCCUCCAAUUGUUCAUCUUCCUCCUCUGCCAUCGAUUUUCUCACUCUCUGCCACAAGCUCAAGACCACCAAGAGGAAAGGAUGGGUUAAUCAUGGGAUAAAGGGUGCUGAGUCCAUAGCUGAUCAUAUGUAUCGCAUGGCUUUGAUGUCCUUAAUUGCCGCUGAUCUUCCUGGACUCAGUAGAGAAAGAUGUAUUAAAAUAGCUCUCGUGCAUGAUAUUGCAGAAGCUAUUGUUGGAGAUAUAACACCAUCUGAUGGUGUACCUAAGGCUGAAAAAAGCCGAAUGGAGCAAGAAGCUUUAGACAAAAUGUGUGAAGUUCUUGGUGGAGGGAUGAGAGCUGAUGAGAUCAAAGAACUGUGGGCAGAGUAUGAAAACAAUUCUUCUUUAGAGGCUAAUGUUGUUAAAGAUUUUGACAAGGUUGAAAUGAUUCUACAAGCCUUAGAAUAUGAAAUGGAGCAUGGGAAAGUAUUGGAUGAAUUUUUCAUUUCAACCGCAGGCAAGUUUCAAACUGAAAUAGGCAAGAGUUGGGCAGCCGAAAUCAUUUCAAGAAGAAAAUCCUUAACAGCAAAAAGGUUAAGUUGA